Molecule: messenger RNA, 810 nt
Organism: Odobenus rosmarus divergens (Pacific walrus)
Lineage: Eukaryota; Metazoa; Chordata; Mammalia; Carnivora; Odobenidae
Gene: IFT22
Product: RAB, member RAS oncogene family-like 5
Exons: 5
Coding region: 96-653 (185 amino acids)
Biological process (GO): intracellular protein transport
Cellular component (GO): endomembrane system
Molecular function (GO): GTPase activity
Source: RefSeq, a predicted model, not a curated record
CGUCGCUGUGGAAACGAAGGCUGCCAAUCGGCGCGGCGGCUUCCGCUCCUCGGGGCAGAGGUGGGCUCCCACCAGCUUGAGGGCUGCGGACCGCGAUGCUGAAGGCCAAGAUCCUCUUCGUGGGGCCCUGCGAGAGUGGAAAAACCGUUUUGGCCAACUUCCUGACAGAAUCUUCUGACAUCACCGAAUACAACCCAACCCAAGGAGUGAGGAUCCUGGAAUUUGAGAACCCACACGUGACCAGCAAUACCAAAGGAACGGGAUGUGAAUUUGAGCUGUGGGAUUGUGGCGGUGAUCCAAAGUUCGAGUCUUGCUGGCCAGCCCUGAUGAAGGACUCGCACGGGGUGGUGAUCAUCUUCAAUGCCGACCUCCCCAGCCACCUGAAGGAAAUCGAGAUGUGGUAUUCCUGCUUCGUCCAGCAGCAGUUCCUACAGGACGCUCAGUGUCUGUUGAUCGCGCACCACAAACCAGGCUCUGGAAGUGAUAAAGGACACCUGACUUUGUCGCCCCCCUUAAGCAAGCUGAAGCUGGUGCACUCAAAUCUUGAGGAUGACCCUGAAGAGAUCAGGUUGGAGUUCAUCAAGUAUUUAAAAAGCAUAAUCAACUCAGUGUCUGAAAGCAGAGACCGGGAAGAGAUGUCAAUUAUCACCUAAGCAGCCUUCAUCUGGACUCUUCCACGUCACACAUGAGGUCACCUUGUUCCCCAGGCAGAUCUGGGGUCUUACCCAGCUACUGAUGUGACCUUCUCCCUGUGGCUGUAGAAGAGAUUUUCCUUAUCUACUCUCACGGUCGGGUCAGCCAGGAAGUUGA